AGGACCGAGCAUAUUUUGGCACACACAUUUUGAGUAUGUAUUUUACGCAUUUUAUUUAGUUACGCGCUUUACUUUUUUAGGAAUGCUGGUCUGAAUUUGUCGUUUUGAAGUUACCUUUUACUGAGUUUCGCAAGCUGCGAUCUGUACAUGAUUUGGAAGUAGAUCUUUUCUGAUACUUUUGGCAUUAGAUCGUAACCCCUUUGCCUCCAAGAAGUUAGAGUAGUACCGCAGGAUUUUUGCACAGCAGUUGUUGUCUUCCAUACAUAACUUUUUUCCACUGAGUAAGUACCUCGAGGCAGGCAAACAAGUAUACUUCCUCGAUAUUGCGCUUUUAGUAUGAUCGUCAUUUUCGUUUAAGAAAAACAAUUCAAAGGUGGAGAACGAAUCGGUUCAACCGACAGCACAUCCGAAAAAAAACACACACACUCUAUUCCAUCAUGCCGGACGCCCGCGCGGGUAAAGUCGCUGCAGCCGGCGAGUAUUUUGUCUCGGCCGGCCCGGAAAACGAGCCUACAGAUUAUGAAGAUGAGAGGAUCGAAUUGCAAGCGGUGCAGCGAGUCACAAGUGCAGAAGCGACGAGAACUUCUUCCCGCUACAGAAUAAGCGAUUCCGUCGACGACCCCAGUUACGAGCUAACAAACGGCGCGAUCUUGGACUGCGACAAGAAACCGGUCCUGAUCAAGGACGUGAAGUUCGGGAAAUGCACCACCACCGGCGCGACCAUGAAUUACAUAACCGCCGCGAUCGGCGUGGGAAUUUUCUUGCUGCCCACGGUCUUCGCCGAUGUGGGCAUCAUCGCGGGCACGGCGCUGUUGAUCGCCGCCUUUUUUUGCUCAAUGAUCAUGUGCAAAUUGGUCGGAUCGGAAAUGGAUUUUGCGCGAAAAUUUCGGAUCCGCGACGCCGUGCUGAACCACGUGGACACCAUGGACGGUGUCGCCGGGUGCGCGCUGCACGGCUUUCCGCACAAGGGCUACUUCGUGUGGUUCUGCAUUUUGGUGGACAACGCAGAUCUACUGAUGACCUGCGUGCUGUUCCUGUGCGCCAGUUACCCAAUGCUGCAGAAGCUGCUCUACCAGUGCCAGUUCGGAAUCAUGCAGGGGGCCUACAUGUACUUUUAAGUUGCUUUUCUGAGAAAAGCUAUGUUGGAUUUGUUUCUGUAGCUCGUGCUCGAUCUCGAGUAGAGGCGAACACAAAAAGUUUUCUUUGAUGCUCUCAUGAUUUUUACUAAGUAUUCGAGGAUACCAAUCGGUGUGCACGUACUUCAUUUUUUUUUCGUGCAACUACCCUGGUUCGUGAAAUAAAAAAUUUCAAGUGAAGAUGCCUGGAGGUGCUGAAUUUAAAAGUGAAAAACCUUGAGCACAUGAUUUGAAUAAGGAAUCAAUCCAACACCAACAGGUUGAUGUUGCGCAGCAUGAAGGACUCCGCCCAGGGUAUCAACUUUUCUAACGAGUCCGACCCGGAGAUUUUGCGGCACGGAACCAAUGAUCCGAGCAACAUGUCCUUUUGCACGGACGUGCUGUUCAAGAAAACCGAGGUGAGCGGACUGAAAAACGAACUAACUUCUUGUUACCUGACGAAGCAAACGGACACCGCAACCGGCGCAUUCAAAAAAUACGUCGUGAACCUGGAAUGGAACGAUCCGCUUCUUCCCCCAGGACAACAAGCCAUCCCGACAGGUGUGUCACAAAGGCUCGGCUGGGAUUUGGAAACCGAAUUUGAAACCGUGAUGCGGUGUCAGUGGAUAGCGCUGGGGAUUGUCAUUCUGUUGUUAAUCUCCACGGCUUUCUUCAAGGACAUGACGGCUCUCUCCAAACUGUCCGUCGUCGGGGUCGUCGGCUCCGCCGCCGCGGCCUUUUUCGUCGUGCUCGCCUCCUGCGUGGAAAUAGCGUACAACGGGGGGCAGCUGGGCCCGAACAUCUACUACGGGUACCCGGAAACGUCGAAACUGGAGCAAAUCGCGACGGGGUUUAGCACCAUCUGGUUCUCCUUCGCCGUGCCGGUCAUCACGCCGACGGUCAAGUCGGACAUGACAAAACAGUACAGGUUCGCGCGGGCCGCGGAAUAUUCGCACUAUCUGAUUUUUGUGAUUUACUUGAUCGUGGCGUUCUUCGGCUACUUGGCUUUCGGGAAUACGAAGUUGGGCGAGGGGCUGCAUCACGUGCUGGUACUACAUCCAGUGUUUAGAAUGACUUUUCUUUUCCAAACUAGCCCGGACAUACCAAAAUAAUCCAAAUAUAAAAACAUUUGCGGCCGCACGUGUCCUUUCCGUAAGUAUUUUAGUUUUUUUGCGAGAUUGAUCAUUGAAAUACACUGCAAUCAAGUAUGAACAAACAUUAAAUUAUCUCAGGUGCCCGCCUCUCUGCGUAGCGACCGCACUUUCCCGGGAUCUAAUUGGUGUUUGCAGACCAAAGCCAUCUCCCAGGUGAUUGUGGAAAUCGGUAUUCUUGCAAACGUGGUGGUCACUUACCCGCUGUUCCUGAACCCAGUCGCGAUCACCAUCGAGCACGGGAUUGCGAAAUUGGUACAUAAAUGUAAGAGCAACAGAAACACCAGCAGCCCGGCCACGCAGCCCCAGCCGACGUCAAACGCAGUGCAGCCUGAGUUUAUCGCAGAAGGGGAAAAUAAGGAUGAGCAGGUUCGGCUCUUGGCCCCGACAACAACCAGCCCCGACAAAGAUGACAUCAAUGGCGACCCAAUAGAGCACGAAGCUUCAUACGAAUUGACUGGGUGCGCGGAGUUGUCCGUGCGAAUUUUUAUCCGCUCACUCUUGAUUGGCGUGACCGUGAUUCUGGGCGUGGCUUUUGAGUUGUCCACCUUCAUGGGCCUAAUCGGUGCGGUGACAGCAAUGUACACUUGCGUGUACUUGCCUUUUAUCAUCCACUGCAUCUUCUAUGCGAGGUGGUGGACGCGAUACCCGCAGAAGGUAAAAGGCUUUUUACAGCAGGCGGAGAGAAUUGAGGAGCUAAGCUCGAGUUUGAUGGAACAAAAGAGCAAAAAUUCCUCGAGAAAUAAAGCAAACGUCGUCGACGGUGAGAAGAGAAUAGCGUCCACAGCAAUUAUUCAUCUUCCGGGCGAAAAAGGUCAGGAAGACGUCGAGAUUUUAGGCGAAACUGGGAUGUUGGAAGAACUACCAGCAGGCGUAGAUGAAAGAGAUGAACUCGACGAGGAGGAAGCUUUCAAAUUGGAGAUGAAGCGCAUUCUGAUAAAAAACCAGUACACGUGGUGGCGCUGGGGAAUUUACGGCUUCACGGUCCUGAUGGCCGUCAUGUGUAGCGUCUUGACCCUGUACGCAGAGACCCAAUAGACGUGUUGCUGGCCUCCGACAGACGAGUACUCCAAAUGAUAAACCCGCAACUAGAAAGCACUCACGACCACCCACCCUGAGCCGCCGGUCUAGAUUGGUCCAGCUUUUUUUAAGCCCACGACGACGCCGCGCAUGUAGCUCUAGAUAAGAUUUUAGCGACAUGACUCCCCCUUUUGAGAAUAUCAACUCCAAUUUUGGUUCUUACGCAGCACUUUGUCACGGAUGUUGGCACACAAGUGCAAAAGCGACAAUUAAUGCAAAAUCCUGAUUUUUCAGUACUGCUUCUACUCCUGUAGCUGUUGAUUCACAACUUACACGAUGUUCGCGUUCUCGUUUUUCUUUCUUUUUCUUCCGGCACCCGUGUUUCUUCUGCUUGGACCUGUUCUCUCUUCUUCCGCGGUUUCGUCAAUUCCUGUUGCCAG
Messenger RNA from Amoebophrya sp. A120, 3726 nucleotides. The record is from the annotation of a GenBank genome assembly. NCBI's taxonomy places the organism in Eukaryota, Dinophyceae, Syndiniales, Amoebophryaceae.